Nycticebus coucang (slow loris) is the source of this 774-nucleotide messenger RNA. RefSeq names its product TP53 target 5 (gene TP53TG5). The coding region runs from base 1 to 744 and encodes 247 amino acids. The transcript is spliced from 5 exons. The record is from RefSeq and is a predicted model, not a curated record. Lineage: Eukaryota; Metazoa; Chordata; Mammalia; Primates; Lorisidae.
AUGAGUCCAUCAGCAAAGAAGAGGCCCAAGAAUAGCAUGGUUUCCAAGCCGCAAUAUGAGAAGCCGAGGGACAAGAAGAUAAAGCAGCCUCUCUGCAAAGGAAUUGAGCUGAACAGACUUAAAAUGGUGUUAAGAAACUUGUCACUUUUGAAGAUACUCAAGAGCUCAAAUCCUCGGAUCCAAGACCUGCAUAACCUGGCCAAAAGGUGUUGGAAUUCACUGCUUAGAGUUCCAAAGAUUCUCCACAUUACCUCUGGGGAAGACGACGUCUGCAAUAAAGUGAAGCAAAAUCAUGAAGAGUUCCAGGAGACUAGGUGCCCCAAGACAGAAGCAAAGUCCGAGAGAUUAGAGUCUGCAGGGGAAUCUAAGGAGACAAAGCCCAAGGAGAGGUCAAGGAUGAGGAACAAGGCAAAGGGGUCCCCUAAAGUAGUCCCGUGGCAAGAACAGGUGGAGCCUGAGGCCCCAAGGACAUCGAUGAGUCAUGGCCAGAACACUGGAACCCAGAGGAGGCAACUACUCACUGAGGGCCCUCCAAUAGUCAUCCUGAAUACCAACCAUCACAGAACUCCCAUGGGAGACAUGAAGCAGCGGGUCUGGUUUGAGGGGCUGCCCACACGAGUGCACCUUCCAGCUCCCCGGGUGAUGUGCAGAUCUUCCACUUUGCGCUGGGCUAAGCGCUGCUGCACCCGCUUCUGCUCUGCAUCUCUUGAGCUGCCUAUGUUCCGUUCAUACAAGGUGCUGUGACCCACCGCGGGAGCCGGAAGUGUGAGCAGA